GAGUUUUAAGGCCAUUCGUUUCCAAACAAGAAAAAUAAAAACAGAGAAAACGAAGCUAAUCAGAAGUUACAGUGUGUCAUCUCUACAGACAAACACUAAUCAUCUGCAUAUGCUUCUAAAACAUUUUUAUGCACACUGUUUAUGACUUUAACCCCACUCCCAUAUCAUUAUUUUAUCAGUUUGGAUCUCCCCUCAAAUUUACUGCUAUAUCUAGGGUUUUUGCAUCUCCAAUGAAAUCCCACCUGUACAUAGCAAUAUCUAGAUAGGAACCCAUAAUACAUCAUUGGAUACGAGACACUGGCCCUAGCAGUGUGAGAGGGAAGCAAGAAAUGUACAGAGAUCGCGGGGGGUCGUCGAAGUCGGAGAUCGCCGGUGGAGCGUUGGAUCGGAAGCGAAUCAACGAUGCGUUAGAUAAGCACUUGGAGAAGUUAUCCCCCUCCACAUCAAAGUCAUCGAAGGAGAAGGCGGCCACCUCCGUCGCCGCCGGAGUUGGUGGGAAAUUGCAGCAUAUUGACCAUCGUGACAGUCGCUCAUCCUCUGCUUUUACAGCGAAAAACAAGUGCUCUGAGGAAUCAGAAACAGACAGUGAAGAUUCUGAUGUUAGUGGUUCUGAUGGGGAUGACACAUCAUGGAUUUCCUGGUUCUGCAACCUCAGAGGAAAUGAGUUUUUCUGUGAAGUUGAUGAUGAAUAUAUUCAAGAUGAUUUCAACCUUUGUGGAUUGAGCAGCCAAGUUCCAUACUAUGAUUAUGCGCUUGACCUUAUUCUCGAUGUUGAAUCUUCUCAUGGUGAUCUGUUCACUGAAGAGCAGAAUGAACUUGUGGAAUCAGCAGCAGAGAUGUUAUAUGGACUCAUUCAUGUACGAUACAUAUUGACUAGCAAGGGAAUGGCUGCAAUGUUAGAGAAGUACAAAAACUUUGACUUUGGGAGAUGCCCACGAGUUUACUGCUGUGGACAGCCUUGCCUCCCUGUUGGUCAGUCAGACAUUCCACGAUCAAGCACUGUCAAAAUAUAUUGCCCCAAAUGUGAAGACAUUUACUAUCCCAGAUCCAAGUACCAAGGCAAUAUUGAUGGAGCUUAUUUUGGAACAACAUUUCCUCACCUCUUUUUGAUGACUUAUGGUCACCUCAAGCCUCAGAAGCCAACACAGAACUAUGUCCCAAGGGUAUUUGGGUUCAAACUGCACAAGGCUUGAUGAUAAAAUGUAUGAGAUUUGUAUUGCGGGGGUAGAGAUAUCAUUUUUCUGCCAAAAGGGAUGUUUAUAUUUACUUACCUGGCUUCCUUGAUGUAGACGUUAUCAGCCAGGCAAGGCAAAAGCCGUCCUUAAUACCAAAAAAAUUGUUUUAUUGAUAAAAAAGUUAUCAAUACUCGGUCUCCCGAGCAAAAUUUGUGCCUUAAUUUUUUUAUAUCCUGAAUUGCGUAUGUGUAUUACCCAUUGAGAAAUAUUUGUAGUGAUUUGCCUUUGUAUAUAUUGGAUGAGUCUUCAUACAUUCCAG
This is a messenger RNA of Cuscuta europaea, 1494 nucleotides long. The record is from the annotation of a GenBank genome assembly. NCBI's taxonomy places the organism in Eukaryota, Viridiplantae, Streptophyta, Magnoliopsida, Solanales, Convolvulaceae.